Messenger RNA from Trichoderma virens Gv29-8, 1683 nucleotides. RefSeq lists its product as uncharacterized. NCBI's taxonomy places the organism in Eukaryota, Fungi, Ascomycota, Sordariomycetes, Hypocreales, Hypocreaceae. Gene Ontology annotation, molecular function: serine-type endopeptidase activity. Gene Ontology annotation, biological process: proteolysis. The coding region runs from base 97 to 1272 and encodes 391 amino acids. The record is from RefSeq and is a predicted model, not a curated record. The transcript is spliced from 3 exons.
AUCAUCAGCACAAGCUUCAAGGACAUCAGAUCUGGUCUCCAAACACUCUUCCUCAAGCAAUUCUCUUAGACAAGAAUUCAAUUCUCAUCCUUCAAAAUGCGGUUGUCCGUCCUCCUUUCUCUCCUUCCCAUGGUGCUGGCUGCCCCAGCCAUCGAGAAGCGAGCAGAGCCUGCCCCCCUCUUCAAGCCCACUAGCAAGCAUGGCCUUGUUGCCGAUCAGUACAUUGUCAAGUUCAAGGAGGGCAGCUCUCUUCAGGCUGUUGAUGAGACUCUUACCAGAAUUGCUUCUGACGCCCACCAUGUCUACCAGCAUGUGUUCAAUGGCUUCGCCGGAAAGUUGGACCAGGAGACCCUCGAAGCUCUUCGCAACCACCCUGAUGUUGAGUACAUUGAGCAGGAUGCCAUUGUCAAGGUGAACGCCUUUGUUCAGCAGACUGGCGCUCCAUGGGGCCUCGGCCGUAUUUCUCACAAGGCCCGUGGCAGCACUACUUAUGUCUACGACGACAGUGCCGGCGCGGGAACUUGCGCCUAUAUCAUCGACACUGGAGUUGAUGCCACUCACCCCGAGUUCGAGGGCCGUGCUACUUUCCUCAAGACUUAUGUUUCUGGCCAGAACACUGACGGCAAUGGUCACGGUACUCAUGUUGCCGGUACUAUUGGUAGCCGUUCCUAUGGCGUUGCGAAGAAGACUCAACUCUUCGGCGUCAAGGUCCUCGACAACUCCGGAAGUGGCACUUUCGCCAACGUCAUUGCGGGCAUGGACUUUGUUGCCAGUGACUCAAAGACCCGAAACUGCCCCAACGGCUCCGUCGCCAACAUGUCUCUUGGUGGUGGUGUUUCCUCUGCUGUUAACGAAGCUGCUGCCGCCCUGAUCGCCGCCGACGUCUUCCUGGCCGUCGCUGCUGGUAAUGAUGGUACUGAUGCUCGCAACACCUCUCCCGCUUCCGAGCCCACUGUUUGCACUGUUGGUGCCACAACCUCUGCUGAUGCCCGAGCCUCCUUCUCCAACUACGGCUCCGUCGUGGAUAUCUUUGCCCCCGGCCAGGAUAUCCUUUCCACCUGGCCCAGUGGACGUACCAACACCAUCUCUGGUACCUCCAUGGCAACUCCUCACAUUGUUGGUCUUGGUGCCUACCUUCUCUCUCUCGAGGGUCAUAUCGCCCCCCAGGCACUUUGCUCGCGUAUCCAGUCGCUUGCUGGAAAGAGCCUCCUUUCCGGUAUCCCUUCUGGUACUAUCAACGCUGUUGCUUUCAACGGCAACCCCUCUGGAUAAGCGAAGAAAGCAAGCCAAUGAAAAAGAAGUAAAGCACGCAAGCAUGUUGUACAUGAGAUGUACCGGGUCAGCAAGGGAUGUCGCUGCUGACUUGGGGUUGAACAUUCCUUAAGGUGUAUAUAAAGCUUAGUUUAGCUUCAAUUGAGGAUACAGUGCUUAUGUAUGAGUUCUUGACAUAAGGUGAUAAUUGAAUUGGAUUAUAUGCGUAACUUGAUGGAAUAGAUGGUGGCGGCUAAGGUGUUUCAUUCCCUUGGCACUUUAAUUACUACCUUGAAGCUGAAGCCUGGAUUAAUCAUCUUUGCCUUGUAGGAAGCGACCGUAGUACUGAUCAGUAUGAAGAUAUGCAUUAUAGAAUAUAUUAACCCCUCAUUGUAACCUUCAUCCCAAUGUACUCUGAUAUACUUUCAAAUC